AGUUCCAUAAGAUGAUAUAUGGCAGAUAUUUUUCUCUAAUAACAGACCAUAAACCACUACUUGCAGCUUUUGGGUCAAAGAAAGGUAUUCCGGUCCACACAACUAACCGACUACAACGAUGGCCAACCACACUUCUGGCGUACAACUUCAAGAUAAAGUAUCAGUCUACUACUGCCUUCGGACAAGCUGACGCAUUGUCAAGAUUAAUAGGCUCCCAAUUAAAAACCCCAGAGGAGACUCUUGUAGCAAAUAUAAAAGCCGAAGUAGAAGUUCAUCGGGCAUUGGAUGACGCAAUCAAUGGACUCCCAGUAACCUUCGAAACUAUCAAGAAGAUCACUGAAAGUGAUGAGGUACUGAACACAGUCAAAUGCUAUCUGUCGACCAAAUGGCCAAACAAUCGCCUUGACGGAGAACUUUUGCAAUAUUUUCGUCGACGGGACUCACUAAUGGUUGUUGACUCGUGUAUUAUGUUUGGCGAUCGAAUUGUUAUUCCGAAGUUAUUACGUCACAAGGUUCUCAAGCAGUUUCGCAGUGCCCAUCCUGGAAUCAAUAAAAUGAAGUCGAAUAAAUGCCAUAACUGUCCAUCAUGCAUUCAAGCCGCUAAAAAUCCUGUGAAAUGCGAACCUCAGUACUGGCCUACGCCUGCAGGACCCUGGGAAAGAAUUCAUGCAAAUUUUGCUGGUCCAAUCCAAGGAAAACUGUUUCUAAUUAUCGUGGAUGCAUUUACUAAAUGGUCGGAAGUAUAUACCAUGCUAAAUUGUACAACCUCAGAAACAAUCCACAAGCUGUCUACCCUGUUUAGCUGUUUUGGAGCACCAGAGACCUUAGUAACAGAUAACGGCUCGCAAUUCGCCGCAGAAUCGUUUAAGCAUUUCUGUAAAGCAAACGGAAUAACUCAUUUUCGUUCUCCACCCUAUCAUCCACAAUCUAACGGACAAGCAGAACGCUUUGUGGACACCUUUAAAUGAGCAUUACUGAAGGGGGGAGGCGAAGGGCCAACUGGGCAGGUGAUCACCAAAUUUCUAACAUCCUAUAGAUCAACUCCGAAUCCGAAUGUUCCGGACGGCAAGUCUCCUGCGGAAGUCAUGUUCGGAAGGCGUGUUCGAACCGUCUUCAAUGCCAUGUUGCCAUCCAAAUUAGUUGAUGAGCGCAGUCACAAUCCAAGAAUCCGGAACUUCAAUGUCGGCGACAAAGUUUACAUUAAAUCCUACAUCGGGAAGAACCGAUGGGAGCCGGGAGAAGUUGUACAAAAAUUGGGAAGAGUUCUGUACAGUGUUCGAGGAACUUUUGGGACAUGUAUACGACACACAAAUCAAAUCCUUAAAGACAAAAGAACGAUGCAGAAUCGAAGCAACCGGCCGAUUUUUCCGUUAGAUUUAAUCUUAGAUGCACUAAUGCCCAAAAACACUGAAAAGAAGCCGUGGACAAGGAAUACGACGAGAAUAAUGGGACGACGUCGCAACCCACUUGUCAAACUACAAGUUGACCCUAGAAAGAAAUCUUAUUCGUGGGAGGUGUUGAGUCGGCUUCCAGAGAACUCCAAC
Schistosoma rodhaini is the source of this 1544-nucleotide messenger RNA. The record is from the annotation of a GenBank genome assembly. Lineage: Eukaryota; Metazoa; Platyhelminthes; Trematoda; Strigeidida; Schistosomatidae.